Messenger RNA from Suillus discolor, 1048 nucleotides. RefSeq lists its product as uncharacterized. Bases 277 to 882 code for a protein of 201 amino acids. The record is from RefSeq and is a predicted model, not a curated record. The transcript has 5 exons. NCBI's taxonomy places the organism in Eukaryota, Fungi, Basidiomycota, Agaricomycetes, Boletales, Suillaceae.
UUUCUAUGCCUGGCAUGAACCUCGGAUAGCAAAACACUUUCGCCGGGGGGAUAUUCUUUAGGAAAUUCGAUACAGCCUCGAGCUCGUGGACGGCUGUUCUUGAAUUGAGCGAAAAACCUCAUCAAUACCAUUUACUAUCUCCGAGUACUACUUGCGCAUCAGGCUCACAGGCACAUCAUGCUUCGACAAGACCUAGCUCCAACUAUGGAGCCCCGAAACCAGUCAACGCAUUGAAACACUCUGAAUACAACAUAAUCUCUGCGACCUUUUCUGUAGAUGGAAAGUUCCUCGUCACCAGCUGCGCCGACGGCCACAUUUACACAUGAGGUUUUUCUGCUAUCGUCAAAGAAGCCGGCCUUCCAUCAGAUAUUGUUGAUGCUAUACCGCAACCUGCUCCAAAGAUCAAAGGUGCUCGUCAGAUACUCCCGCGUUUUUGAUGAUGCACUGCGAGAGGCUAAUUUGCGCACUCGUCUAUCCCAAUCACAUGGGCUACAUAACCACCUAAGGCUCCCUUACGUCAUGGUGGAUGCGCAAAACCUCUUUUGGAAAAACGACGAAGACGAGAACAUGCAUCCGGCUUUACUGAACAAGAAGGAUGCGUUUUGCGUACGAUGUGAUCUGGAUAGGUCCACAUUUCUGAUCUCCACUUCUCGAGGCCGGGAUUGGCGAAGGACAGUCUGUCACACGAGAAGCAUACGUUCGGGGGAACCGUCUGGCACGUCCCCGCUAGCCUUGACGGUACUCUUUCUCUCGGAACCAUUCCGUACCUUUGUCACAGCAGCUGCCAUAUCGCCAGUGGGUCGAUACAGCGAGUUUUUUAUGAGGCGAGGCGACAGUGGAGGGAGGAACGUCCUUCUCGUUUUCACGAGCGUGCCACCAUGAGAGUGUUCUGUUCUUGCCUUAGCAUCCGUAAUGCUAUUUGAUCAUGAGUGGUUCCAAACGCCUGCUCGCCUCGUAUGCGUUAUUGAUCAUCUGUUCCCGCCGCCCUCACAGGACUUCGUCAUGGUGUUCUUUGAUAAGACCGGCACCCAGUAGCUGAAAAUCUCGC